UAUUUUCAUGUUUCAUUAAUAAAUUUCAAAUGGAUAACGCGUUAUUCGUUAUUUUGUUAACGAGCAUGACUGUGUGAAGACGAACAAAAUAACGGUAUUAAAAUAACUUAUCAGGUUCAGUUGUUCCAGUUCCAGCUACGGCAGUGUGACAGUAAUUUUGUUGAUUAAUUUGUGUGAUAGCAAAGGACUAUGUGUUUUCGAAUAAAUAAUUACAAAUAAGUGAGGUAUUUAAUUAUUCUCUGCAUUGUGCAUAAUUUUUAAUAAUUAUUCGAAGACUAUUUUGUGUUGUGAAGUGUAAAUCAACCUACUGGUUGCUACUGGCGUCUUGUCCAAAGUAAACUCUUUUUUUUGUAAAAAUAUUAAAAAAGUCAUUUGUAUGAUUAUUCUGAUAAAAACAUACUGAAAUGAAUGUUGUUUGACGACAGUCAGAAACAGAGCAGCAGUGAAGAGACUACACAAAUCUACAGGAAAAGUAGGUUGGAAUUGUAACCAUGAAUAAUUUUAUUUCUUCUCAAAUGCCAUAUUUACAAAACAACUUGCCAAAUGAAGGUAGAUCUGAAAGUUCGCGGACCAACGCGUCAUCUUUCAUGAUUCCUCUUAAUAAUUUACAUCUAGGAACUUUACUUCGACAGUACAGUAGCCCUACUCAAAAUAAUGUGAUAUCAUCAAAUACUAGCAAUUACAGUGAAGAUAACAAUGGUAGAUCUCAACAAGUUAGUAGAAGAAUAUCUUUAUCGGCCCUUUUAGGGCCACAUAAUGAAGGGGACCAUAAUAAUUCACAACAAAGCAAUAAUUUGGCAGACAGCGUUGUAAUAAAUUUAGAGAACGCUCCAAACACCAACAGAUUGCAAAAUAAUCACAAUCCUACUCCUGAAACUGGUGAAAGUACAGAAAAUAACGGAGAAGACAGUUCUACUGCUGAAACUUUAAGGCUUAUUGAAGCACAUCGAUCCUUGCAAAUUUUUUUAAAAUAUAUCCCCUUUGUCUUAAUUCUCCUUUUAAAAUGUUUAUAUGAUAAUGGACAUGAUAUUUUAAAUUUCAUUGUCCUAUUAACAACAUUUACGCAUUGCAAUUCAGUACUUAAAAAAGAAACAGCAAAGCAGAGUAGAAGAAACUUAUCAAAGCUAUUCUUGGCUGUGAUUUAUAUUAUUGUCUGUUUACUUUUCAUUCAUUAUGUCCAGAAAAAUGAUAAGUUAUAUUACUAUUUACUUCUUGUACCACCGCUGGAACUCCCUUCAUCAGUUUGGGACCUAAUUUGGACUAUUGCAAUGGCCGAUUUCAUUUUAAAACUGAUAACUAUCGUUUUUAAAAUCAUUUUAGCUGCUCUACCAAGCCAAAUUAUCCAGUUUAAGAAAAGGGGAAAAUAUUUUUUGUUUUUGGAAGCUGUUUCUCAGUUAUAUAGAAGUCUGGUACCAAUUCAGUUGUGGCUCCAUUUCCUGUUGGAUUUUUAUCAUGGUGCAGAAAAAUUUGUAGGUGUGAUACUUUCAGCAGCUUAUAUGGUUUCCAAAGGUCCAGACCUUAUGAGUCGCCUUAAACUAUUUAAAGAGUCUCUUUUUAAAUUACUACGAAAUAUCAGUUUGGGCUCGUCUCCAAAUAAAGAUCAGUUACAGAUGGCUGGUCACCAAUGCCCUAUAUGUCAUGAUGAAUAUGACACACCAGUCCUUUUGACUUGUAAACAUAUUUUUUGUGAAACAUGUGUAACCACAUGGUUCGACAGGGAACAAACUUGCCCUCUGUGUAGGGCUAAAAUUGUAGACGAUCCCUCUUGGAGAGACGGAUCGACUACAUUUUUUAUACAGCUGGUUUAAAAAAAAUCUGCACCAAGGGCUGUUUCUUUUUUUUUGUAUAUAUGUACGUGUAAUUUUUAUCAAUAAACAAAUUUUAUUUACUUAAUUUGUGCCUUUUGUAUUACAUUGUAUAAGUUAAUUUAAGUGGACUAUGGUCGCGUUAGGCUUAUCGAUAAUGUUAUCAGUUUGAUGUAAUGUUUGUACACAUGCCUGUAAAUAAAAUAAAAAAGAUAUAUACAUA
Molecule: messenger RNA, 2028 nt
Organism: Agrilus planipennis (emerald ash borer)
Lineage: Eukaryota; Metazoa; Arthropoda; Insecta; Coleoptera; Buprestidae
Product: RING finger and transmembrane domain-containing protein 2
Exons: 4
Coding region: 492-1808 (438 amino acids)
Biological process (GO): positive regulation of ERAD pathway
Molecular function (GO): metal ion binding; ubiquitin protein ligase activity
Source: RefSeq, a predicted model, not a curated record